AUGACAGAACUCGUUGAGCAGGGUGAGAGAGUUGAAGGGCUCAUGGAAGUUGAAGAAGGGAGGGAGAGAGCAAUGAUGCAGGUCAUCUUCAAUUUAGAAGAGGCUAGAGUGAUAGGCUCAAUCCCUCCUAGCCCGAACUUGCCAUCGAAUCACCUCAUUUGGUUAGGUACCAAAAAUGAGAAUUUUUCUGUAAGGAGUGCUUACUAUUUAGGCCUAGAAAUUAUAAAAAGAGGUAGAGGUCAAACCUCGCAAGUUGAGAAGGGCACCGAUGUUUGGCGCUCUCUUUGGAACCUUCAAGUUCCAAAUCCAAUUAAAAUGUUCUUGUGGUGCGCAUGCAAUGAUAUUCUCCUCACCAGGAAGAAUCUUCUUAGAAGAAGGGUGAUUGUUGAUGGCAAAUGUCCAUGGUGUAAUCUAGAAGAGAAAACUACAACCUAUGCAAUUUGGGAUGAGAUGGACUAUUUGGCAACUAUUACUAGGCGGAUUUGGCUAAGGCGAAAUGCGAUGAUUUUUGCGGGUGUUUCUGAACAUCCAACCAAGACUUAUGCAAAUGCUAUUGCUGUGGUGGAUGACUUCAAACACUACCUCAAAGGUGAUGUAGAGGCAAAUCAGCCCCAAGAGGUUGACGUUCGGGUCUCCCCUUACUGGAUGAAACCUCAGGAAGGCAUUAUCAAAAUUAACUUUGAUGCGGCUAUCAACAAGAACACUGGUUUGGUGGGGUUGGGCGUGAUUGCUAGGGACUGUAUGGGGAACAUGUUGGGAGCAAAAAGAUUGUCCAAAUCCAUGCUUAUUGAUGCUCACACUGCAGAGUUAAUGGCAACUUCUUAUGCUGUCUCUUUUAGCUCGAAAGUUGGUUUUUUUAACGUGAUCUUUUAA
This is a messenger RNA of Alnus glutinosa, 873 nucleotides long. RefSeq lists its product as uncharacterized. Gene Ontology annotation, molecular function: nucleic acid binding; RNA-DNA hybrid ribonuclease activity. The transcript has 3 exons. Bases 1 to 873 code for a protein of 290 amino acids. Lineage: Eukaryota; Viridiplantae; Streptophyta; Magnoliopsida; Fagales; Betulaceae. The record is from RefSeq and is a predicted model, not a curated record.